AUGGCAUCGUCUCAGUCACCCAAGGCGACGCCUACACGGCCCGCCACGUCGCGCCUGCUGGCCAUGAAAUUCAUGAACCGGCUCGGAGGAUCUGCCGACUCCCCGCCUACGCCGUCGUCUCCGUUGGCCUCUUCGGAGCCCUCUACGCCGCUGGCCAAAUUCGCAUCGGCCGGUGCGCUCAAGGAUGCGAUCGGUGUGGACGGCCGGGGCGAUGAGAGCGGUCGACGCUCGGCAAAGAGGCGCCGGGUGUCUGGCGUCUCCGAUGCCGCCGGAAAAGACGAGCCCGAGGAUGGUGCUGCAGCUACGAUGGCUACCAUGGAAGCCCAAAUGAAGGCUUCCAUGGACGAAGAGGAGCGGCGACGCCAGGCGGCGAUCAAGAAGCGGGCAGCUGAGCUGGGCGACGAGCAGUGGACCUGGGACAGGCCGCUGCCACCGCACAUUGCCGCCCGGAUGGCAGCUGCCGGCACGGCCGCCUCCAAGUCCAGGACGAUGGCCUACUCGUCCGUCGUGCGGGUCGGGUUCGCAGAGAUCGACAGCGCCGAUCACAGCAGCGAUGCCGACCCGAUCAAGCCGACAAUCAUGCGAUUCAACAUGAAGAAAUCAAAGGCCGCUGGCGAAUCCACGGGGGACAGCGAUGAAGACGGGGAAGACGAGGGCGAGCUGGCCAAUAUCGGUGGAUCCCGAAAGCGGUCCCGGUCAGAUGCAGGAGGACAGCGGAAGAAAGGCCCGCCCAUGAAGCUGAAGCAUUUGACGUCCUUGUCGUCCCAAGGCGGCCAGAACACGAUGAAAUGCCAUCGAUGUGGUCGCGCUGGCCACAAGUCUGCCAGCUGCCCGUCGACCAACCUGAAGAGGUCAGGCUCGAAGAAGCGGUGA
Molecule: messenger RNA, 873 nt
Organism: Grosmannia clavigera kw1407
Lineage: Eukaryota; Fungi; Ascomycota; Sordariomycetes; Ophiostomatales; Ophiostomataceae
Exons: 2
Coding region: 1-873 (290 amino acids)
Molecular function (GO): zinc ion binding; nucleic acid binding
Source: RefSeq, a predicted model, not a curated record